GUGGUUCAAAAAGGACCUCCAAAGGAAAGGAAAAUAGAAAAUAGAGGAGAAAGGGGAGGAAUUUGAUGACCCAAUCUUGGUUCCCCAUUUGGUACCCACAUUCCUACCCGUUUCUGGUCGGCCACUCAGGAGCCUGAUUAAUGGAUCGGAAAAUGGGACCUACUUUGGGACCACAAAAAUCUUCAACAACAAGGCAGGUAGCGCGUGGGCGUUGGUACAUCAAUGUUAUUAUCUGAAUUAAUGAUUUAGUAUUACUAGUUCAUGAGCGAACAGUUAUUUCUAAUAUAAUCUAAAGAUUCAGGUAUUUCGACGAGCACUACCUGCCUUAUCAUCGGGUCCAUUAUAGAAAAGCUUCUUAUGCUGGUGAUUCUGAAUAGUUGCAAUGAGUUCAUUUACAGGUUGCCAAGUUUUCAUGUAUGGUUCGUUUUCCUUAAUAUUAUUUUACUGUAUGUGAUGUUUCAUUUGCAUAUUCUGUGCUCAGGUAUGCUAAGCCUCUGAAAGCUUGCUUGCUCAAAUGUUACAUUGUUUUGAUAAAUAUCUGACUGCUAAUUAUUCACAUUUAUGUUCUCGUAAGUCAUAAAGACCAUAAUCUUUUCCUCAAAUAAUGGAAUUCUCUAUAACAUGCUGAACAUUUAUACAUAAAUAAAAACAAUUGGUCUAUUUGCUCAUAUUUGUAUAUGGAUAAUACAAGUUAAAUGUUAAUAAGCAUUAAUGUGAAAUUGGUGGAUGUAAACAUAUUUGAAUGUAUGAUUAAAUUAUGUGCUGGUUGUCUAGAUAGAGUGUAAGUGUAGUGCUUGCAAUAUUUCAACAUUCUUAAUCUGCAUUUUGCUUUUCAGCAUGCAUUUCUUCUUUUAUUCCUCUAUAAUUCACUGGGUGUCCAGAUACCUCUUCUUGUGAUGCUUUAUAUUGCCAAUUUGAAAUUCUUAAUAUUAUCUUGAUGUACUAUAUUUCUCAUGCAUAAGGAGUUUUUGUGUUUUAGAAUUCCUGAUAGAACCUACAAUACUGAUGCAUGAGCUUUUGAAAUCCACAAAAAAUUCAAAUCUUCCAGGUGAAAUAAAUAAUUAUAGUUACCAUGUAACUGUAAAAUUCAGAUUGCUGUGUGAUUUGUAUUACAUGAAACGAAUCCUGAAAUCAAUAAAAAAUUUUGGAUAAAUCCUGAGUCUUUUGACUUGUUUUCAUCGUUUGAUGGUUAUAAUCAUACAUAUUUAGAAGCUACAAUGUUAAAGCAUCUUCUCAUUAUAAUCGAAUUGAGGUAUUUAUUUCCCUCGACAUGCUUGAGUCUAGUUUUCGACAUUUUACUAAUAAAUUAUCCUGUAUUUUUUUUUUGUAUUUCUACAGUAAGAAUAGAAAGAUACAUUUGAUUUUCAUGCCAUUUUCUGCCUAUGCAAUGCAAUUUAGUUACAAUUUGAGUAUCUGCUUAAAGGCUGCUCUCUGGUGGUGUUUGGUGUCAUUUCCAACAAUGUCCUCCUUCCAGAUAUUGGUGUUAUUCUUAAAUGUGUAUCUCUUGGUUUACUAGUCACAAAACAAUUGAUGUAGUGGAGCUUUUGGAUAAUGUCAAUUUACUUUCCCAUACACUGGAAGUGACUGUUUACAUUGACAUGUAGAAAUUUCUGGGUGAAUGCUAGGUUUCUUGUUUUGUUGAGGAAUUUGAGAAAACCAUGUUCUUCUCCCCCAGUAUAGAUUUUGAAUGCAGGAGAAAGUGCAUGCUAGUAUUGCAUCAACCAAGGUUCUGCACAUCCAUCUCCUGGAGAACAAAGUAUAAGAUGAUUCCCACAGCCCACAUGCAUGCAUUCUGCCUAUUCCAGCCUCUUUGUUCCUUCUUAUUAAUGUUAGUUUCCCUUGCAGGGCACUGAUGGCUGCUACUUGACUACUAGGUUUUCCAGAUUCCAUGCACUUACUCGCUACUUAUAGCUAGCUCAGGAACAUAAAAGCAGUUUCUCCUACCAGGAGAAUAUCAAGCUUUGUUGGAUGGAAAUGUAGCUCUCAAGACCCCAUGCACCAUGUCAUAUACAUACCAGGAGGAGCACACUUUUAUCCACAUGAACGCCAUGAUUGAUGACACCCCAGUUGUGAUGAUGAAUACCUUCCUUCUGAUCUACCUCGAAACAGACUAAAUUAUCCAUCACAGCGUGUUUUCAUAAUCCGAAGGCGCUGCAGACACUGAAGCUAAGCCUCAUGCAUGCUUGUCCAGUACAAUGCUAGCCUAGCAGCUGAAUUCUUAUUCCUUGAACACACCAGGUAACAGCACAACUUCAGUACCUGGCAAACAUGAUGAGAGAUGUAGGGUUUUAUCUGUCUGGGGAUCAUGCUUGCCAGGAGACCACCACCACAUUAAAAGACCAGAAAUCCUGGUCCAUGUUCUGAUGCACGCAAGUGUUGCAGCUCAGCAGUCCUUCCUAUAUGCCUAAUGAUAUGAUAAAAUACCUACUGCAACCAGUUCAGGAUAAAUGUGAUGUGUCAAACAGCACUUUCCUAUAUCUUCAUAUUAAAUUACGAUUAUGAAGCAAGGCAUUGUCCGGUAACAGUUGAUCUAACUUAAAACUAUGCCACUUGGUUAAGUCUUUGCUGGUUAUACCAGAAACCUGAAGAUGUUAUACUGAGGAAGACAAGAACAGUAGAUUUGCAUAUGCCAGUUGUUCUUAAUUAUAAUGAGUUCAGGUCACCUUAUUUUAUAUAUUGUGAAUUUUCAUAGCAUGUCCUUUUAGACUGGAAAGACAAAGAAAGAGAAAUGGUUCUCUCACCCACUUUGUUACAUGGUAUAGUGCUCACAGAUUUUAGGUGAUGAUUUCAUGAAUUUUUUAGCCACAGUUGGUGAGAAGAUGUAGGGGAAAGAAGUCAACCACAUUAAAUGGUUUGAGAAAUACUUACAAUGGAAUUUGGACACAUCAAGAGGGUGGGUGACCUGGUGUUUGACCAAAUGAGUGCCAACAGUGUUUCCCAAUAAAGUAGCAUCAUCAUAUUUAUAAUGAGAUAGCAGACAACUAAUCCUCCUAACAUUUCAAUUUAGAUGAUGAGUUCAAUGAUUCAGUUUUGUGUCCUGACAUUACUGACUUCAAUUUUGAGAAGGAAGUGAAACUAGUGGUCAAGAAUUCCACAUCACUUGAUCAGGGAGCCACCAAAAUAUUUCCCGAGAGAAGAAGAGAAAAAUUGGCAUACAACAGUUGUUGGAGUGGAGAGAAGCCCUGCCUUGCACCCUUUCUAUCACAUAGUGAAGUGGAUUGGGAUAAGCUAAAAGGAAAAGAAGAAGUUUGAAGGACAACCAGACUGGCAGACAUCUGACCACUGGAUAUGUUUCAAGUCUAUCUUGGAUUUCAAUCCAUCCCCUCAUCCUUUUGCUUGCAACUUUUGCUGGAUAAUCUCAUGCACUUCUCCUCUCCACCUAUUUAUUUUCUCUGGGGCCACAAAGUAGUGGAUUGAUCAGCUGCCAUUGGGGCCCAUAUGCCUGUUUUAUGCACAAGCCCCUCACCUGCUCCCAUCCCUUGCCAUUGCCUAUUAAUAGGCAAAGAAGUUGUAAAAGAGAGCAAGAAUGAGCACUUGAAACAGAGAGUGAGCUGUGGAGUGGAUCGGGACUGCUGGUCUCUCCCUUGUUUUAUUACUUCCAACAACUUGGUGCUAGUGCUGAUGGCUGUGGAGGUGGAAGAUGAUGUUUUCUUUGCAGAUCUUGCUAAGCAGAUUGCUCUGCUAAUUAUGGAUGAUGAGGAAGAGUUACCAGUGCACUGCCCUCAGCUUCCUGUUCAGGUGCUUCCUUGCAUGCCUCAAAUCAUCAUUCCACCACCGCAAAGCUAUCAGGUGGCUUACAGAAGGGAGAGCAAAGGAACAGGAGUCUUCAUCCCAUGCUCUACUGCACCAAGAAAGAAGAACAGGCCAAGGAGGCCCUCACCCUCUCCACCUGACAGUAACCCCCAUAGGCAGCUGGGCAAGUCUGCAGCUGUGGUUUCUCAUGUCACCGGCAACAAUCUCAUAUACAGCAAUCAUUACAGUAACUCAAGUGUGCUAAAGAAGCAGACACAGAAGUAUCAAAUGAUCUCUGGCUCAGACUAACUUCUCUACAAUGCCAUGGUACAAUGUGAAGCUAAAAAUAACGCUAUUCCAUCCGGUGAUCUACUAGUGAAGAAGGCUUAAAAUAAGCUUCCAGCCUCUUCAAUGAAUUGUAUAGUGCCUGAAACUGAUGGAGUGUAGCUUGGUGGAGUGCAGAGCAUGGCAAUGAUCAUGUUUUUGAGAUGCUGCUGUUGUGAUGAGGGUCUUCAGGACCUCCAGAACUGAUCAAAUCAACAGUGAUGUACCAAAAGCUAAUGAUGCACUCCCUUUUUAAUCCAAGUGUUGUGUUAGAGACAAGAAGACAUCAAAUGUGGUGUUCUACUUUAAGAUGUGUCAUUAUGUAUAGAACUCCUGUUCCCAUUUACACAAACAAAAUGAAACUUGUCCAUAUUGAUA
Messenger RNA from Musa acuminata AAA Group (dessert banana), 4434 nucleotides. RefSeq lists its product as uncharacterized. The record is from RefSeq and is a predicted model, not a curated record. The transcript is spliced from 2 exons. The coding region runs from base 3439 to 4041 and encodes 200 amino acids. Lineage: Eukaryota; Viridiplantae; Streptophyta; Magnoliopsida; Zingiberales; Musaceae.